This is a messenger RNA of Chaetomium fimeti, 1303 nucleotides long. RefSeq lists its product as uncharacterized. The transcript has 2 exons. NCBI's taxonomy places the organism in Eukaryota, Fungi, Ascomycota, Sordariomycetes, Sordariales, Chaetomiaceae. The coding region runs from base 179 to 1303 and encodes 374 amino acids. The record is from RefSeq and is a predicted model, not a curated record.
UGCGCCACCAACCACCAACCACCCCGACAACCACCCCCGACCACACCCCCACCCAAACAAACACACAUAAAACGCAAACCAACCCAGACGGAGAGCGAGAGACGGAGAGAGAGAGAGAGAGAGAGAGAGAGAGAGAGAGAGAGAGAGAGAGAGAGAAAGAGAGAGUAGAGAGUAGACAAUGGCCUUCAUCCAAGACCCGCGGCUGCGCCAGACGUGGAACCAGCUGUCGCACACCACCGAGGCCGUCACGUCGGACGCCGCCGCCGGCAUCUGGACCUUCGGCCACCGCUACAUCAACCCCUGCCUCGCCUCGCUCGGCGCCGCCGUCGACUCGUGCGCCGCCGUAUGUCUGGGUGAUCGUGACGAAAGGGCGCGAAGGGCGCGCGAGCGCGAUCGUGGGGCGAGGGGGUCGCGUAGGACGACUACGGUGGGGAGGGCGGCGCCGGAGUAUAGUUUUGAUUUUUAUGAUGAUUGGGAGGAGGAUUUUGCGGCCGAGUUUGAGGCGGAUGCCGGGGGGAGGGAGGGGGAGAGCCACCACCACCAUGGGAGGAACGAUGAGGAGGGACCAAGGCAGCAACAGCAGCGGCAGCAAGGGAAAAGGCCGAGGAGCGACACCACAACUUCGGGGGAUACGUCGAGCUCAUAUCGGUCAAGGGGUGAUCUAUUCCCGAGCGAUGGGGAAGGGGAUGAGGAUGCGGUGCCGCUGGGCGACGAGUUUACGGUGGCAUUGGAACGGGUUGACGACCGGGGCAGCACCAAGACCCGCAGCAGCAAAGGGAAACGGCCAGCCGAUAGGGACAGAGACAGGGGCCUAUCAAGGACAGUUUCUCGAACUACGCUGUCGUCGACGCACACACCAGAGGAAAGCAAGUGGGAUAGCAACCCGGUAUCUCCUGUCCAGGAGGUGGAAAGCCCGGUACAGGCCCCCUCGCUAGAGGACCUCCGGCGGGAAGAGGAGCAAGCCGCCAAGGAAGAAUAUGAAGAGAUCGAGCGGAGGCGGAGAGCUGCCGCACAACUGGCCAUGCAGAGAGGUCUGGGCAAGGACGGUUCCGAGCCCUUGAAUAAUACCGACGAAGCGGAGAGCGACGCACCAAAUAACCAGCCUCAGCCUACCCCAAUAACAGAGGGCCUCGCACCUAACCUACGUCGAACCACGAUUGAUGACGACGAGCUUGAAGAGAUCGAAUUUAAGCCACCACACCCCGCGACCCGAGAGCCUAGCCCCACACCAACGAAGAAAACUAAUGGCGAACUACGAGUUGAGAACACCUUUGUGCCGGCGCGGCUGCCUCAUUUUGGUUAA